UUAGUUGCCUUAAGUUGUGUUUUGUUAUUUUGUUUGCAUGCAAUGCUCUGACAUUAUUACUUUCUUUGGUAAAAUGUAAAUUUAUUACCUAAAACACAAUGAUACAAAGCAACACAGAAGGUUGCUAUUGGGUUCUGAGUACAAUGAAUGAAUAAAUCAAAAAACUGAAAAACAAUGUAGCUAACUAGAAAGUCUGUCUGUAGACAAGACUUCUAUUCCCCAAUUUGCUGCUAUUUUUCGUGGCAGAGGAGACAUUUUGAGCUUCGCAAAAUCCAGUACUUAAUCUCUAACAUCUGACAUUAUUACUUUCUCCUGCAUCUUCUCUAGUUCACUGAUAAUGGAGAAGAUAGAGUAGUAGUUGGAACCCUUGAUCUUAACCAGUGCCUUUGGCUUCCUGAUGAAAUAGCUGGAAAGAAACCAGAGGGGUUUAGUGCUGAUUUUGCAAGAGGAUACUUGGCAAAUGUAUGUGUUGCAAAGGAGCUGCACAGAAAUGGACUGGGUUAUGAACUUGUCAAAAAGUCAAAAAUAGUUGCUGAAGAAUGGGGUAAUGGCUUCUUAAUACCACUAUGUUGCAAAUCUCUUGUUUCCUGUCUGUCAUGUAUACCAUCUAUCUCAUAUAUAUGGCCUGUACUCUCCUGAGUCCAUGAGCAAUCCAUAUUCCUUGUUAACCUUGAAUGUGGUUUGACUAUUCUUGUUGAAUCCUGGAAUUCACCAUAUAUAUGUUACCCUUUUUUGGUUGUCUUGGAAAGGGCUUAUCUCAUUAUCCACAAUCCACAAUCUGAUAAUGAUAUAAAACUAUUUCUGUCCAUACGCUUCACCCACCUAUGGGGCAAAUCAAUUUCCUUCCUGCCUUUAUUAUUAUUAUUAUUUUUUAAAUUUAUUUUAUUUUUUUGUCUGAGGUCAGUUAUACUAAGCUCUCCACUUUCUUGUCAUUAGUGGAUGAGUAGAGUUUGCCUAUCCCAUGUGCCAUUGCCAUCUCCCCUCCUUCCCUUUCUUCUGUGCUUGCCAUCUAAGUCUGGAAUCAUGAUGCAUAUGUUUCAUUCUUGGAUAUAAUUCAUAUGCUACUCUUAUUUUCUAAAUCCUGGUCUUUUUAGUGGAUUGCAGUAAUUGUUUCAUAUACCUACCUUUUUUUAUGAUAUGGCAUUAUCUCAACUAGAAAAGUGGCCUGGUAUGCAAAUUUACACUGUUCAUUUCAGGCAUAACUGAUCUGUAUGUUCAUGUUGCUGUCAACAAUGAGCCGGCAAAGAAACUGUACAUGAAAAGUGGUUUUGUAUAUGAGAAUGACGAGCCUGCAUGGCAAGCUAGGUUUCUGGACCGCCCACGAAGGAUUCUAUUAUGGAUUGGUCUCCCUGGUACUCUUGACUUGUAAUGUUACAUUCUACAUUCUGCUUUGAAUGCUUUGUUGAGUAAUAACACUCUUAUAACUUACCCCUAUAGAAUUUGGAUAAUGAAAUGAACUAAAACCU
This is a messenger RNA of Rubroshorea leprosula, 1466 nucleotides long. Lineage: Eukaryota; Viridiplantae; Streptophyta; Magnoliopsida; Malvales; Dipterocarpaceae. The record is from the annotation of a GenBank genome assembly.